GUGCUUCUUGACCCGGUGGGUGGCGACGUGGAGACCGCGGGCGCCGGUCAGGCCGCAGGGCCCUUGUGGAGGGUGGAGACCGAGGCGGGCCCUGGGCUCCAGGGGGGCGAGAGCGGCGCGAACCCCGCGGGCCGCCCUGCACUGGGCCCCCGCUGCCUGUCCGCGGUUCCUACCCCGGCCCAGAUCCCCGCCCCAGGCCCUGGCUCCGCUGCGGCCUUCUCGGGCACUGUCACUAUCCACAACCAGGACCUGCUUUUGCGCUUCGAGAACGGCGUCCUCACCCUGGCCACGCCCCCGCCACCCGCCUGGGAGCCCGGGGUCGUGCCUGCCCAGCAGCCCGGGUAUCUGAUCGCCCCGCAAGCCGGGUUCCCGCACGCCGCGCAGCCCGCUGACUGCCCAGAGCUGCCGCCAGACCUUCUGCUGGCCGAGCCGGCCGAACCCGCCCCCGCCCCCGCCCCCGCCCCGGCCCCAGCGCCCGAGGAGGUGGCGGAGGGCCCAGCCGCCGCCCUGGGCUCCCGCGGGCCACUGGGCUCGGGCGCAGGCGUGGUACUGUACCUGUGCCCCGAGGCACAGUGUGGGCAAACCUUCGCCAAGAAGCACCAGCUGAAGGUGCACCUGCUGACUCACAGCAGCAGCCAGGGACAGAGGCCCUUCAAGUGCCCCCUGGGCGGCUGUGGCUGGACCUUCACCACCUCUUACAAACUCAAGAGGCACCUGCAGUCGCAUGACAAACUGCGGCCUUUUGGCUGCCCUGCGGAGGGCUGCGGCAAGAGCUUCACCACCGUGUACAACCUCAAGGCUCACAUGAAAGGCCACGAGCAGGAGAACUCGUUCAAAUGCGAGGUGUGCGAGGAAAGCUUCCCCACGCAGGCCAAACUCAGCGCCCACCAGCGCAGCCACUUCGAGCCCGAGAGGCCUUACCAGUGCGCUUUUUCUGGCUGCAAGAAGACAUUUAUCACAGUGAGUGCUCUGUUUUCCCAUAACCGCGCCCAUUUCAGGGAACAGGAACUCUUUUCCUGCUCUUUUCCCGGCUGCAGCAAACAAUAUGACAAGGCUUGUAGGCUGAAAAUUCACCUGCGGAGCCACACCGGCGAGAGACCUUUCCUGUGUGACUUUGACGGCUGUGGCUGGAACUUCACCAGCAUGUCCAAACUGUUAAGGCACAAAAGGAAGCAUGACGAUGACCGGAGGUUCACGUGCCCUGUGGAAGGCUGUGGGAAAUCUUUCACAAGGGCCGAGCAUCUGAAAGGCCACAGCAUCACCCACCUGGGCACAAAGCCUUUUGUGUGCCCUGUGGAAGGCUGCUGUGCCAGGUUCUCUGCUCGCAGUAGUCUCUACAUUCACUCCAAGAAGCACCUGCAAGAUGUGGACACUUGGAAAAGCCGUUGCCCGGUCUCUACUUGUAAUAAACUCUUCACAUCCAAGCACAGCAUGAAGACUCACAUGGUCAAAAGGCACAACGUUGGCCAGGAUCUCUUCGCUCAGCUUGAAGCGGCAAAUUCUCUUACACCCAGCAGUGAACUCACCAGCCAAGGACAGAAUGAUCUCAGUGAUGCAGAGAUAGUAUCUCUCUUCUCUGAUGUGCCUGACAAUAGUUCUGCUGCAGUGCUGGACACAGCAUUGGUGAACUCUGGAAUCUUGACUAUUGACGCGGCCUCUGUGGGCUCGACUCUGGCAGGGAACCUCCCUGCUAAUAAUAGUAAUUCCUUAGGGCAGGCUGUGGACCCUCGGGCCUUGAUGGCCACCAGUGACCUUCCUCAAAGUCUGGAUACCUCUCUCUUUUUUGGGACGGCAGCCGCUGGUUUUCAGCAGAGCCCGUUAGAUAUGGAUGAUGUCUCAAGCGUAAGUGCGGGCCCAUUGGGAUUUCUGGGCUCUUUGGCCAUGAAAAACUCGAGUCCAGAGCCCCAAGCUUUGACACCCAGCAGUAAGCUAACAGCGGACACAGAUGCUCUGACUCCUUCCAGCACCCUUUGUGAAAACAGUGUCUCAGAACUACUGACACCAACCAAAGCAGAGUGGAAUGUGCAUCCUGACUCUGACUUCUUCGGACAGGAGGAAGAAACCCAGUUUGGAUUCUCCAAUGCAGCAGGAAACCAUGGUUCUCAGAAAGAAACAGAUCUUAUCACAGUGACUGGCAGCUCAUUUUUGGUAUGAACCAACUCUAUUCAUUCCUCGCCAUGUGGCUUACUUUUAUUGCAGUCAAUUUUGAGGAUGUUCUCUGGUCUAGAUGUUUAAAUGCAGUCAUUUCUUUUUGAUUUGCAAAAAGAACACGGCCCUGGACUGCAAGUUUGGAGAUUUAAAUUCUGAUCUUGAGUCUGAAAACUGACAAGUUGUGUGACCCUGAACAAGUCACUUAACCUAUCUGAGCCUUAAUUUCCUUAUUUAUAAAUUGAGGUGGUU
Messenger RNA from Carlito syrichta (Philippine tarsier), 2400 nucleotides. RefSeq names its product zinc finger X-linked protein ZXDB. Gene Ontology annotation, molecular function: transcription coregulator activity. The record is from RefSeq and is a predicted model, not a curated record. The annotation marks the transcript as partial. The transcript has a single exon. Gene Ontology annotation, cellular component: nucleus. Lineage: Eukaryota; Metazoa; Chordata; Mammalia; Primates; Tarsiidae. Gene Ontology annotation, biological process: regulation of transcription by RNA polymerase II.